AUGGUUUUUUUUAAGAAAAGUGUAUCACCAUCUUUGCUAGCCGAACAUGAGCAGAUCCUGAGUUUAUUCAAGGGUUGUGACGUCAACAAAGAUGGAAAGCUUAGCAAAGACGAAGUGAAAGAAGGUUUUCGAAGGCUUCAGUCUCGUUUUCCUCGUUUUAGAGCUCAACGUGCGUUUAAGGUGGCUGACAAAAACGGCGAUGGGUUCAUCAGCGAGGCAGAGCUCGACGAGCUUGUUGAUUAUGUCUUGGACUGGAAAGAGAGAAAAAAAAUGGUGUUUUUCUUCAAUAAAAGAACAGAAACAACGCACAAAGAUUUACCUCCCAAAGAAGAUUACGACGAAUUAGUGAAGCUAUUCAAGCGUUGCGAUGUCAACAACGACGGAAGGCUUAGCUGGGAAGAAGUAAAAGCAGGUUUUCGACGCCUUCACUCUCGUUUUCCGCUAUAUAGAACCCAUCGUGCCUUCCAAAUGGCUGACCAAAACCACGAUGGCUACAUCAACGUCGGCGAUGAGCUCGACAAGCUUGUUUCCAGAGACACUGAAAGACGAUUAUGCAGAGAUAAAGAGGUUAUCAAGUGUUGUGACGCCAAUAACGAUGGAAGGCUUAGUUGGGAGGAGGUGAAGGCUGGUUUCCGGGAGCUGCAAUCGCGUUGGCCUGCUUAUAGAACUCAACGUGCGUUUCACAUAGCUGACAAAGACGGUGAUGGCUAUAUCACUGAGUCUGAGUAA
Gossypium arboreum is the source of this 729-nucleotide messenger RNA. RefSeq lists its product as uncharacterized. Gene Ontology annotation, molecular function: calcium ion binding. The transcript has 3 exons. NCBI's taxonomy places the organism in Eukaryota, Viridiplantae, Streptophyta, Magnoliopsida, Malvales, Malvaceae. Bases 1 to 729 code for a protein of 242 amino acids. The record is from RefSeq and is a predicted model, not a curated record.